GUGCUUGUUCACAGUCGCCAUCUUGACUGUAGAUGUAGUUGUUCGGGCAGAGAAAGACAACGGCGGAGUAACGGGAACUGGGUCGGUUUGGAAAUUAAAUUAAACAGAAAAAAACGCCGCCGAGCGUGGAAACUGCGACACUUAAAAAAGGCUGGGAUCUUCUGCUUUCACUGCCUGUUGCUGCAGAUGGAGGAGUAGCUGCUGGAGAGAAGGAUGAAGAUGAGCUCCAUGUUCUUCCUGGUCCUCCCGAUCCAUCCUGUUAUCUUUAUUUAGCUGGUGUUUUUUUUUUUAAGACUGAAAAAGUUGCUUACACAGUACAGCAACCUUAUUAGCAUCCAAGCAGUUAUUUGCUACCACUUUUUAUAGACAGACCGUGAUUAGUUUAUUAUAAUCAUGGCUAACAUUUGCUCAUAUGGCCGCUUCACCCACGCCGUGGUGCGGGGCAUCCCAGAGACCUUUGGGAAGACAGAAGGAGACGGUCGUGAGAACGGGGAGUCCUCGGUGGACCUGGCUAAAGCUCAGCGUCAGUUCGGCUGCCUGACAGGAGCUCUGAGGCAGAAAGUGGGCCUGCAACUGAUUGAGAUCCCCCCUGACCCCGAGCUGCCAGAGAGCUGGAGGAUAGAGGACGUGGCCGUCAUCCAGGGAGACACAGCGCUCAUCACCAGGCCCUUCAAACAGCAGAGACGCAGCGAGGUGGAGGCUGUGAGGAGAGUGAUGUCCGAGCUGAACCUGACCGUGGUGGAGAUGGGGGCCGAGGAGGGCGACACUGGAGGCGCCACGCUGGAGGGCAGCGACGUCCUCUUCACGGGGAGGGAGUUCUUUGUCGGCAUCUCAUCCCACACCAACCACAGAGGGGCAGAAGUCCUGGCAGACACGUUCAGGGACUUUGCUGUGUCCACCGUCCCCGUCUGCGGUGGAGCUCGACUGAGAAACAUCUGCUCAAUGGGAGGGCCCGACACAAUCAUCAUCAGCAACAGUGACGGGGCCAAGAAGACACUCAGAAUGAUGGAGCAGCUGACUGAUCACCACUAUGAAGUCCUCACUGUUCCCGAGGAAUCAGCAGCAAACUGCAUCUACAUCAAAGGUCCGUCCAAACUGGACUUCCUGCUCCACCGGCCCGCAGAGGAAUGUCCCGACAGCGUCUCUGCUUUCCAAAAGCUCCAGGACUAUACCCUCCUGCCAACAGCCUGUAGCGAGGCGUCCAAACUGGGAGCGUCUCUGUCCUCGCUUUGCCUCCUCAUCAACAGAAAACACACAUAUUUCUGAAGGGCAAGCCUCAUACAAAGCUUUUUACCUGCAUGUUAAUAGUGAGGUGCAGGGAGAUCACAUAAACACUUUCCCCAGAUUCUAGUCUAUUUAUUUCUUCUAGAGGAAAACACUGACAUGCAGCAUCUGUAUGAGAAUAUGAUCCAACUGUAACAUCUGUUAACUGACUUACUGUAAGCGGAUUCUUACCACUGCUGCCCCCCCUGCUGAACGAACAGUACAGCUCACAGAUUUGUGCUCAAAACUUUUAGAAUAAUUACCAGUGAAACCAUUAAAUUCACAUGUAGCUUUUAA
Messenger RNA from Centropristis striata (black sea bass), 1560 nucleotides. It is a transcript of the gene ddah2, whose product is annotated as dimethylarginine dimethylaminohydrolase 2. The coding region runs from base 394 to 1266 and encodes 290 amino acids. The transcript has 6 exons. NCBI's taxonomy places the organism in Eukaryota, Metazoa, Chordata, Actinopteri, Perciformes, Serranidae. Gene Ontology annotation, molecular function: dimethylargininase activity; amino acid binding. Gene Ontology annotation, biological process: positive regulation of nitric oxide biosynthetic process; arginine metabolic process. The record is from RefSeq and is a predicted model, not a curated record.